Molecule: messenger RNA, 1132 nt
Organism: Pocillopora verrucosa
Lineage: Eukaryota; Metazoa; Cnidaria; Anthozoa; Scleractinia; Pocilloporidae
Source: RefSeq, a predicted model, not a curated record
AGGUCAACAGUAACCACCUAAGCAUGUGGCGAAAUCGCUUUCGUCUCCUCUCUCCUACUAGGAAAUAUUGCUGUCAAUUUUCUCGGAAUAUUGUCACCGCAGAACAAGUGAGAACAUUUCAGGACCAAGGUGUUAUCUGCAUUCGAGGUGUUUUCGGAGAAUGGAUCAAAAGGUUGACGAAAGGCAUUGAGAGGAACUUGGCGAAUCCUGGAAAAUUAAGCGAGUGGCUCAAAAGUGAAAACUCAGAGACGUACUAUUUUAAUGAUUUAUUGAACUGGCAACAAAUUCCAGAGUUUAAGGAGUUUGUGUUUGAAUCACCAGCCGCAGAAAUAGCGGGAAAGUUAAUGGAUGCACAGUUCACUGUAUUUUAUCAUGAGCAUGUUUUCACAAAAGAUCCCGGAACAACUUCCACCACUCCAUGGCAUCAUGACCAGUCUUAUUACCCAGUGGAUGGGUGGAAGAACUGUUCUUUUUGGAUUCCCGUUACUCCUGUAUCAAAAUCAUCAAAUUUGACUUACAUUGGUGGAUCCCACAAGUGGGGAAAAUGGUUUAAACCUAAGAAGUUUGCAUCCUUACAGAAUUACAAAUACACAAAGACAUAUAAUGAAAAGGUUUUUGAAGACAUCCCUGAUAUUGACAGCCAUCCAGAUGCAUACAAUUUGCUUUCCUGGGACCUUAAGCCUGGAGAUUGCUUAGCAUUCCACUUUCGAAUCUUACAUGGUGCAAAGCAGAGCACAGACCCAGAUGGAAGGAAAGUGGUUGCCAUGCGCUGGCUAGGAGAAGAUGCAACAUUUGCAGAAAGACCAUGGGAACCUGCACCCAAUUACAGUGGAGGAUUAAAACCAGGCGAUCACUUUUAUAAAAGUGAAUCUUUUCCAGUUGUUUGGAGAUCAGAAAAAGCAAAUUUAGUUACUUAACAAAAACUUUCAUGGUUGUCUGGGGGUCCUGAUUGAACAAUGUUGAUGACAGAAAACAUCCUGGGCAGUCAACUCUUUGACCCUUGCGUGACUAGCAUCUGAUUUGUCUCUUCCAUAUCACCUCUGUAUCACACAUUAACCCUUUAACCCUUAAGAGUGAUUAGCAACUAAUUUCUCUCAUCAGUAUCACCCCUAAAACAAACUUUAGGGUCAUG